Messenger RNA from Mangifera indica (mango), 2446 nucleotides. Its product is annotated as pentatricopeptide repeat-containing protein At1g03540. The record is from RefSeq and is a predicted model, not a curated record. Bases 97 to 1977 code for a protein of 626 amino acids. Gene Ontology annotation, cellular component: intracellular membrane-bounded organelle. Gene Ontology annotation, molecular function: RNA binding; protein binding. Gene Ontology annotation, biological process: RNA modification. NCBI's taxonomy places the organism in Eukaryota, Viridiplantae, Streptophyta, Magnoliopsida, Sapindales, Anacardiaceae. The transcript has a single exon.
CUUGAACCGAACUAAACAUGGCGGGCAGUUGACCACCAAAACCCUAAAACCGUUACCAUUUUCAAAUUCUUUACUCCUCAGUCCUCGUUCAUUUUCAUGAAGCUCUUCUUCAAACGAUAUUGCACCUCCCCCAUUACUCCCAAAACCUAUCAAAUUGCAUCAACCAAAGCAGCCCAAAUCCUCCACCACUGCAAAUCCGGUGCGCUUUUUGAUGCCAUUAAACUCCUAAACUCAAUAGAUUCCAACGGAACUUCUCUCAAGAAACCAAUCCUAUACGCUUCUCUCUUGCAAACUUGUAUCAAAGUCCCGUCCUUUAAUCACGGCCUCCAAAUCCAUGGCCAUGUCGUCAAAUCCGGUCUUGAAACUGACCGAUUCGUCGGCAAUAGUUUGCUUUCUUUGUAUUUUAAGUUGGGACCUGAUUUUGAUGAGACCGAGAAAGUUUUUGACACGCUGUUUGUUAAAGAUGUUAUUUCUUGGACUUCAAUGAUAACAGGGUAUAUUAAAAUAGGUCAACCGAACAAUGCGCUUGAAUUGUUUUGGAAAAUGUUAGGGUUUGAUGUUGAACCAAAUGGGUUCACUUUAUCGGCUGUGAUAAAGGCUUGUUCAGAGCUUGGUUUUCUCAGGCUUGGUAAAUGCUUUCAUGGAGUGAUUAUAGUAUGUGGGUUUGAUUCGAAUCAUGUUAUUUCUAGUGCCUUGAUUGAUAUGUAUGGAAGGAAUAAUGAAUCAAUGGACGCGCUCCAAUUGUUUGAUGAAUUGCUUGCACCGGAUACCAUUUGUUGGACAUCUGUAAUUUCGUCUUUUACAAGGAAUGGUUUGUACGAAGAGGCAUUGGGAUUCUUUUAUUUGAUGCGUAAGAAACAUGGUUUUUUGUCUGAUGGUUAUACAUUUGGGACGGUGUUGACCGCUUGUGGCAAUUUAGGUAGGUUAAAACAGGGUAAAGAAGCACAUUCUGUGGUUAUUACUUCGGGUCUAUGCGGAAACAUAUUUGUUGACAGUAGCCUUGUUGACAUGUAUGGAAAAUGUGGAUUGGUUGACGACUCUCAAUGUGUUUUUGAUAGGAUGCUGGUAAGAAAUUCUGUUUCUUGGUCUGCAUUGCUUGGGGGAUAUUGUCAAAGUGGAAACUUUGAGACUGUUAUUAGGAUUUUUAGGCAAAUGGAAGAGACCGAUCUCUACAGUUUUGGAACUGUUCUUCGUGCUUGUGCUGGUUUGGCAGCUGUGAGGAUGGGAAAGGAGGUGCACUGUCAGUAUGUGAGAAGGGGUGGUUGGAGAGAUGUUAUUGUAGAAUCAGCUUUAGUAGAUCUUUAUGCAAAAUGCGGUUCUAUUGAUUUUGCAUAUCGAAUUUUUGCACAUAUGUCUGUUAGAAAUUUGAUAACUUGGAACACAAUGAUUUGUGGGUUUGCUCAGAAUGGGAGAGGUGGAGAAGCUCUAGGAAUUUUUCAUGAGAUGAUUAAGAAGGGGACUGAUCCUGAUUAUAUAAGUUUUAUUGGUGUUCUUUUUGCUUGUAGUCAUGCAGGUUUGGUAAAUGAAGGGCGAAAAUAUUUUUCCGUAAUGACUGAGGAAUAUGGGAUUAAACCUGGAAUUGAGCAUUACAAUUGCAUGGUUGAUCUCCUUGGCCGUGCUGGGUUAUUAGUAGAAGCUGAAACUUUGAUAGAGAACGCAGAUUGUAGAGAUGAUUCAUCUCUUUGGGUUGUGCUUCUUGGUGCUUGCACAACAUGUACAGAUGCUGUUGCUGCCGAGCGCAUUGCAAAGAAGAUGAUGGAACUGGAACCUGACAAUCAUUUAAGUUAUGUUCUUCUAGCUAAUGUCUAUAGAGCAGUGGGUCGGUGGACCGAUGCCUUGAAGAUUAGGCGGUUAAUGAAAAAUAGAGGGGUUAAGAAAAUGACUGGCAAGAGCCGGAUCGAAACUAACACUAAUCUGAAUCUUAAUAUGAAUGAGUUGAGUUGCAAUGAAAGUGAAAAAUUCCAGGCGCAUGGAUGACUUUCCGAUGGCGAGGAGAUUCAAGAUUAAGAUUAAUAGAGGUUUAGAAGGUUCCAGGCAAGAUUUGGAUUGAUACUAGGACUAAUGCAGGUCCUGAGUUGGAUGAUAUGGGCGGCACGUAUGCACGAAAAAACCAAUUAUUCAAGUUCUUAGGUUUCUGAUUGUGGAAAGGGAUGGUUGUUAGAAUAUAUUAUUUUGCUAAGCGUGAUUGUGAAAGCGAAAGAAAGACCAACUGAGCAGUAUUACAAAAGAAUAAGAACAUCAUGUAGCUGAUAAAGUUGAGAUUGGCAAACGGCGGAGGAUUUAUUUAAAGAAUGAAGCAGUCAUAGUAUUCAACAGAAGAAGCAAAACUCAUUAUUCAAUUAUGAAAGAGUGUACAACUUAAUAUUGAUGUAGCUAAAAUAAAGUUACAAUUUUCCAGCUGUUAUCUAUUGCAGCAAUAACAUAUACACAGUUUUCGGUUCUUGAA